Molecule: messenger RNA, 912 nt
Organism: Hippopotamus amphibius kiboko
Lineage: Eukaryota; Metazoa; Chordata; Mammalia; Artiodactyla; Hippopotamidae
Product: olfactory receptor 4P4-like
Exons: 1
Coding region: 1-912 (303 amino acids)
Biological process (GO): G protein-coupled receptor signaling pathway
Cellular component (GO): membrane
Molecular function (GO): G protein-coupled receptor activity; olfactory receptor activity
Source: RefSeq, a predicted model, not a curated record
AUGGAAAGCCAGAGUAACAUCUCAGAAUUCAUUCUUCCAGGAAUUUCUUAUGACCAGAACAUACAAAUAUUUUGGUUUGUGUUCUUCUUAUUCUCUUAUCUUGCCUUGUUGGUAGGAUACCUUCUGAUCCUUGUCUCCAUUCUAUGCAAUUCUCUUUUUAACCAACCAAUGUACUAUUUCCUAAGCCACUUCUCCUUCAUGGACAUCUGCUAUACCUCUAGUGUUACACCAAAAUUAAUUGGAGACCUGUUGGUAGAAAUAAAGAGCAUUUCCUAUAGUAAUUGCAUGUUACAGGUCUUUGCGAUGCACUUCUUUGGCAGUACUGAGGUCUUCAUUCUGACUGCCAUGGCUUUUGAUUGCUAUGUUGGCAUUUGUAAACCUCUCCACUAUGUGACAAUCAUAAACAGGACAAAGUGCAAUACCCUAGUCUUAGCUUCUUGGGCUGGUGGGGCUGUCCAUUCCUUUCCACAAUUACUUAUGAUGAUUCAGUUGCCCUUUUGUGCUCCUAAUGAAAUUGAUCACUAUUUUUAUGAUAUCUUUAUUUUGCUUAAAGUUGCUUGUACUGAUACCAACAUCACUGGUGUCCUUGUGGUUGCCAGUUCAGGUAUGAUUGCCUUAGUUACUAUCACUGUCUUAUGUGUUUCUUAUGGCAUUAUAUUAUUCACUUUAAGAAAUCAUUCAGCUGAGGGAAAACACAAAGCCCUCUUUACAUGUGGGUCUCACAUUUCUGUGGUCAUCUUACUUUUUGGACCUAUAAUCUUCAUCUACCUUAGACCAUCUACUACUUUCCCUGAAGACAAAAUAUUUGCACUUUUCUACACCAUCAUCACUCAUAUGUUCAAUCCCUUAAUCUAUACACUGAGAAAUACAGAGAUGAAAAAUUCCAUGAGGAAAGUUUGGUGUCAAAGAUAA